Aspergillus caelatus is the source of this 1128-nucleotide messenger RNA. Its product is annotated as phosducin family protein. The record is from RefSeq and is a predicted model, not a curated record. The coding region runs from base 209 to 1027 and encodes 272 amino acids. The transcript has 3 exons. Gene Ontology annotation, biological process: regulation of G protein-coupled receptor signaling pathway. Lineage: Eukaryota; Fungi; Ascomycota; Eurotiomycetes; Eurotiales; Aspergillaceae.
GACAAACCAAAAAAGGAGGGAAAAAAAAAGGUAAUACUCAGGACAAGAAGGAAAAAAAAAAAGCAAAGAGAAACGAAGGAACACUUCCCUGCCGGUGGUCGCAGAUCAAGGCGCAGCCCGACUCUAAUAAUAUCCCACACCAUCAUCGUUCAUCCUUCGCUCGUUUAAAAGUCUAUAUACACCCCCCUCGUGUUCCCUUCCUUUCAUUAUGUCUUCCGCCCAAGACGAAUUCAACCGUCUGGUUCAGUCCAAUCGAGAGAAGUACUCUACACAUCCUGAGGAUCGUGACAACGACUCGGAUCACGACUCCAACCCUUCGGACGACGAACAAGAUCACCCGCAGUUCUCGGACUCCGAGGACCACGAUCCCACCAUGAGAACCGGCUCGUCCACCUACCAUGUCCCAAACAUUGUCUUCGAUGCCAACACCGGUCCCAAAGGUGUUAUAGCCGAUGCCCAGGCCUUCGAGCGCGCGCGCGCAAGUUCCUUCCGCAAAACACUGCAUCAUCCUGACCAUGCUAAAUACAUUACCGACGAUUCCCAUCUUCUGCACAAUACUCCGCCUCCGGAUGGCUCGCUCAGUGAUGAGGAUGAGGAACACUUUCUCCGCCAAUGGCGCGAAGAGCGCAUACAGGAACUGAGGAACCGGAGCUUUCGGCGGCCUAGUCCCCGGCGGAGGAUGUAUGGGUCAGUCGAUACAGUCGAUGCGGUCGGAUACCUUGAUGCCAUUGAGAAGGUCACAUCCGAUACGGUAGUGGUCGUCUGUAUAUAUAAUCCCGAGUCAAAGAGUAGCGCUCUAGUAGAAGGCUGCCUGGAAGGUGUUGCGCGCAGAAACCCAACCGUCCGCUUCGUUAAGCUCCAUCAUGAAAUUGCCGAGAUGGAUCAUAUCAAGGCUCCGGCAUUGUUGGCCUACAGAGGUGGUGAUGUUUUUGAGACCAUCGUCGAGAUCAUCCGACAGAUUCCGAAAGGUCGCGACUGUACCUCCCACACUUUAGAAGAUUUACUCAAACUAUACCGAGUGCUGUAAAUAUCCACUCGUUCCUACGAGAUACUUAUAUGAAAAAUACGGGUCGAAGUGCGCCGGGCGCUAUGACUUCUUCCUCCCUUAGCAUCAUUGUCGAGCGUUAG